AUGUGCUUCUGGAACGUGGCGGAGAUAAUGAACAAGGACAAAGAGGUAUGGGAAUAUUUGAGGAAAGAAGGUACAAGGAGAGGAAUUGUGGUGGUUUAUAAUCGGAACGCAAAAAGGACAUGGAAAGAAAUAGAGGAAAGAGUAGAGGGAAGGAAAGAGGAAGUGGCGAUCAUAGGAGGAGAUUGGAAUGCAAGAACGGGAGAAGAGGGAGGGUUGAUAAACAAGGAACUAGAAAAAGAAAAGAGCAGGAGAUCAAAAGACAAGACAAUAAAUACGGAAGAAGGAAUUCUACUAAGGCUGCUGGAUGAAAGAGGCUGGACGAUAAUUAAUGGUCGAGACAAAGAAGGAAAUGAGUGGACGAUGAAGAGAUGAGGAGAUA
Molecule: messenger RNA, 379 nt
Organism: Bombus impatiens (common eastern bumble bee)
Lineage: Eukaryota; Metazoa; Arthropoda; Insecta; Hymenoptera; Apidae
Exons: 2
Coding region: 1-372 (123 amino acids)
Source: RefSeq, a predicted model, not a curated record